CUUAGAUUAUAAUUCUGUGAUGGAGAAAUCAAGUUCAUCUCCUACCAUCUCUGGGCAGCAGCUGCAGAGGCAGGAGGGCCUGAGCAACAUCAAAGCAGACAUGGCUAAGCAAAGUCUCAUUUCAUCUGAGAAAUGGCUUCAACUGUAUGGGCUUAAGAGCAACAAAUUAACCUUGAAACAGAUUUUGUCUCAGAUCGGAUUCCCACAUUGUGAAGAUUACGUGACUUCUCUGGGGAGACCUGUUGCUUCUCGGUAUGCCAAUGGCUUAUUUCCACAGUUCUACAGAGCAGAAGAUGACAGAGUGUACAAUCUGACAGCUAAAUCAAAACUGAUCUAUGAAUUUGUGGAGUAUUUACAACAAGCUGUAGAGAUCUACAAGCAGCGGAUGGACUGGCUCACGAGCAGAAGUCGGCAGAUUUUUGGUGUCGUCUUGGAACAGUGUGUCACUAUAGUGCUGGAUUUUGGCGGCAUUCUGAAGGGAGAGCUUGAUCUGUGCCAAGAUGCUCUAAUAAUGAUCCUCCAGGAGCAGGUGGUUCACAUAACCAAGUUCAACAUCAUACAGGUUUCUACGGAGCCUGUGAAAUGGCAGGAAAAGGCUACUCCUGUGACAGAACAAUCCAUAGCCACUGCCAUCAACUGGGUUGAGAAACUGACUGUUAAGCUGACCAUGAGCAGGAUUAGCCCCCUGGAUGCUCUUCAGGAAGCUGGGAAAGACAAAACUAUUGAAUCCAUUUACUACUUUGUGGUGGGGGAUGUUCCUGAGGAAUCCAAGCAGCUUCUCCUCCAGGGAGUUUUGCAGAUCCCAUGUCCAGUCCACACAGUGUCCUUCAAUGCCAGAGGAGAAGGCACCAUAGCUUUCCUAAAGGAGCUGAGUGCCAAGACCCACAGCAGGUUCCACGCAUUUGCUGAGAGAACAGAGUGCGUAGCACUUUCUGCGUUCUUCCCAAAAGAUGGUGACAAUGCGACAACUUGGAAUUCAAGGAAACUGAAAGGAAAACUGCCUCCAGGGGCAGGCGUCAGAGAGGACGUGUUUCUCAUCUGGAGGGAGAUGAAGGAAGCUUGCAGCACGCUGGCCCAGAUGCAGAGGCUGGUGGCCGAGCCUCCCACGUCCAACGUGACCACAAUAGACUGCGAGUCAGAAGCAACCUCUGUCGAGAUCAUGUUAAAUCCAGAAGACACCUGGGACUCUGAGAAGUGGCUGCAGAAAUACGGUUUGAAGGCCCAGAAGCUGUCGUUGUAUGAUAUCCUCGCAGAAUGCUCCUUCCGCCACGCUGAUGGAGUCGUGGAUAUAAAAGCCAAACCAGAGGAUGAGUCUGUGCAGACCAAUGCGGAGACCAUUAAGAAGACAGUCCAUGCAAAAUACUGCAGCAGGUUUGUCCACGCUCCCUGGAAGGAUGGGAGCUUGGUCCACGUCAACAUCACCAAGGAGAAGUGCAAGCUGUUCUGUGAGAGGAUUCACGCCGUCCUGGCCCAGAUCCAGCAGAGGAUUCAAUGGCUGCAGGACAGUAGUCAAAUCCUCUUUGGAAAAGUACAUCGUGAUUGCAUCUACAUCCUCAUUGAUACAUCUCACUCAAUGAAGAGCAAACUGGACUUGGUGAAGGACAAGAUCAUUCAGUUCAUACAGGAACAACUAAAAUAUAAAACUAAAUUCAAUUUUGUGAAGUUUGACAGUCAAGCAGUUGCUUGGCGGGAAAAACUCGCUGAAGUCAAUGACGAUAAUUUGAAACAGGCUCAGUCCUGGAUUAGAGGCAUUCAGAUUGGAAGUUCCACAAACACAUUGAAUGCUCUGCAAAUUGCUUUUGCUGACAAAGAAACCCAAGUCAUCUACCUUAUGACAGAUGGGAGACCUGAUCAACCACCUGACAUGGUUAUAGACCAUGUCAAAGUUUUUCAGAAAAUUCCAAUAUAUACUAUCUCCUUCAAUUACCAUGAUGACAUUGCAAAUGGAUUUUUGAAAGAACUUGCUUCUUUGACUGGAGGAGAGUUCCAUUUUUACAAUUUUGGUUACAAGGACCUUCUUUCUCCAGAGGCUAUUCAGAAUAAAGAUCUGACUCUUUUAGUUAAGGAAAUGGAGCAGGGGCAGAGUGACCUGGAGAAGGUGCAAGACCUUUAUUCUGAGUCCUUGAUCAUGGAUUGGUGGUACAACGUGGAAAAGGAAGGAGACAGCAAGCAUCAAAAGGAAAUCUGUUCUAUGGUUUCAACCCCAGAAAAAUGUGCAAAACUUCAAUCUGAUGUCGAAUCAAUGAGAGCCUGGUCCCUGAAUAUGUUGAAAGAACCAUCAGGCCUUUUGGAUCAAAAGAGUCAGAAAAGGAAAGUCCUCCAUGCAGAAUCAACUAAAACCAGCUUGCUCAGAAGCCAGAUGUCCGUCCUCAAGAGCUUAACAUGCAGUGAAAGGAAGGAUGACAACCAGUUCCACACUGCUCCACAUGACACAGAAGUAGGCAUCUUGCUAACAGAUGAGUGUCUCAAUGACAAAUCCUCAGAAAAACUUACUCAAGAAGGAAGCCAAGUUUAUGAUGAUAUUUCAGAUACAUCUUCAGAAAACUGGCUCAAGACCUAUGGCUUGGUUGCCAGGAAACUGACCAUCAUGGAUGCCUUGUCAGUGGCUUCAGUCCCCCACACCUCGACCUACAUCCCCAUUCUGGACAAGCACGUUGUUUCCAAAGUCUUUGAUGAGGUGUUCCCUCUGGCACAUGUGUCCAGCGACACAAAUAAUAUGAUGUUAAUUAACCCCAAAGGAAUCAAGCUCAGUGUUUACAAGAGAAAAGUGGAACAGGCGAUUAAGUCCUAUGAAAAACGCUUGAAUAAAAUUGUUUGGCGAGCAUUAUCUGAAGAGGAAAAAGAAAAGUUGGAUGCAAACAAACCAAUACGGUACUUAGAAAACAAGACAGUUUUAAACCAGGCAUUGGAACGGUUGAAUUGGCCCAUUUCAGUGAAAGAGUUGUCGAUGCUAGAAAAUGAAAUCCUAGCUGGAAAAAUGUACAUCCAUCAGGCCAUGGAGCUCCAGGAGGCCGCCAGGAAGAAUUAUGUGAACAAGGCACUGGCAGAGCCACAGAAAUUGCAAGCCAACUCUACAAAGAAAACCAAACCAAAAAAGCCGGAUCCCCUCAAAGGCCAGAAGGUUAUUGCAAGAUGUGAUGAAAAUGGAUUUUAUUUUCCAGGGGUUGUCAAGAAGUGUGUGAGCCCCACCCAGGCACUAGUGGGCUUCGGGUAUGGAGACACCAAGGUUGUGUCCACCUCGUUCAUCACACCUGUGGGGGGUGCCAUGCCCUGCCCUCUGCUCCAGGUUGGAGAUUACGUGUUUGCCAAAAUUGUGAUACCUGAAGGAUACGACUUCUAUGUCCCGGCCAUUGUCAUAGCACUUCCGAGUAAGACCAUGACUGCAGAAAAGUUCUACACAGUUUUGAAGUGUAACAACCGGAGAGAAUUUUGUCCACGGAGUGCACUUAUUAAGAUCAGCCAAAACAAGUACGCUCUGUCUUGCUCUCACAUAAGGUCACUCCCAAUUCAAGAGGAUCCAAAAGUGUAA
Otolemur garnettii (small-eared galago) is the source of this 3529-nucleotide messenger RNA. It is a transcript of the gene VWA3B, whose product is annotated as von Willebrand factor A domain containing 3B. The transcript is spliced from 25 exons. The record is from RefSeq and is a predicted model, not a curated record. NCBI's taxonomy places the organism in Eukaryota, Metazoa, Chordata, Mammalia, Primates, Galagidae. The coding region runs from base 20 to 3529 and encodes 1169 amino acids.